CUUCUACACGAAGAAUCAAGAGGUCAAGAAACGAGAGCAACCCCGAGAAACCACAGAUCAAGUUGGUCCCAACACAACCAACGUUGCCGAGCGCUCUCUUGCUGCCAAACUCAUGCCUGUGUCUACCAUUCUAGAUACCUGGAGUCAACAGCUCGAACUUGCUAGUGCUGAACUGGACGCUUUUGCUGAAAAGGUUGACAAUCAACUCAGAAUUAGUCCUGAUUAUCUGGGGAACACGAGUAACCCAUUGCUCCCAAAACAAGAUUUGACUUUUCAGACUACAACAGGACACGCACAGGUUGAAACGAGAACGCUGCAGGACUGGCG
This is a messenger RNA of Amoebophrya sp. A25, 327 nucleotides long. The record is from the annotation of a GenBank genome assembly. Lineage: Eukaryota; Dinophyceae; Syndiniales; Amoebophryaceae.